Molecule: messenger RNA, 2545 nt
Organism: Thlaspi arvense
Lineage: Eukaryota; Viridiplantae; Streptophyta; Magnoliopsida; Brassicales; Brassicaceae
Source: the annotation of a GenBank genome assembly
AUCGAAACUACAGAAGACUAGUUUAAAUACGCUGCUUCCGUAACAAAUUAUUCACGUGAGAGAGACUGAGAGAGAGAGAGGGAGUUGCGCUCUUCUCCUCCAUUCACGUCGAGAUAAUUUCUCAAAAUUAGGGUUCGUUUUCUCUUGUGUUGGUUAACUGUUCCAUCUCCAUAUCUUAAUCUAGUCUCUGUCAAUUUAUUGAAUCUGCUCGGAAAUUCCAAUUCUUUCUUCUAGAUUCCACCUCAUCUCAGCUCAAUCCCGAUUUUUUUGGAUUAUUCCGAUUUAGAUCUUUGCAAGGUUGAAAAGCUGAAGCCUUUGUAACUCUGUGAUGAUGGCGUCUUUGAUGAUCUCGUAGCGAGAAUGCCAGGCAUUCCUCUCGUGACUCGUGAAUCCUCUUCCUGUUCAAGAAGCACAGAUCAGAUGUGCAAUGAAGACUCUCGUCCGCCUAAUACUGCGGAAGAGGAGGAGAUCGCUGCUGAAGAGAGCUUGGUAGCGUACUGCAAGCCUGUAGAGCUAUACAACAUUCUCCAGCGUCGUGCUAUUAGAAAUCCCUUGUAUCUUCAGCGAUGUUUGCAAUACAAGAUUGAAACAAAACUUAAAAAGAGAUUACAAAUGACUGUGUUCCUUUCGAGCACGGUAGAUUCUGGGGUACAAAUUCAAAAGCUGUUCCCUCUGUAUAUUUUACUGGCAAGACUCGUUUCCCCUGAGCCUGUUGCAGAGGAGUAUUCUGCAGUGUAUAAGUUCAGUCGAGCAUGUAUCUUAACCGGUGUCGUGGGGGUUGAUGGAGUUAGUCAAGCACAAGCCAACUUUCUUCUCCCUGAUAUGAGUCGACUCUCCUUGGAGGCGAAAUCAGGAUCACUCGCUGUCUUAUUAAUCAGCUUUGCUGGUGCGCAAAAUUCUCAAUUUGGCAUUGAUUCAGGCAAAAUCCAUUCAGGAAACAUAGGAGGACAUUGCCUAUGGAGCAAAAUACCUAUGCAAUCGCUCUAUUCAUCAUGGAAUAAUCAUCCAGACAUGGACUUGGGACAGAAAGCAGACACAGUCUUUCGUGUUGAAAUGCAGCCUUGCUUCAUAAAGCUACAGUCUAUGAGUGAGGAAAAGUGUGUCUCGAUUAAGGUUCCCAGCAAUCCCCUCACCUCGAGCUCGCCACAGCUAGUGGAUGUCACCGUAUCUGCAGAAGAAGUUGGGCAAAUGGAAAAAACGGCUUAUAAUUCAUUUUCAUACAAUGACAUCUCUACCUCUUCAUUGUUGCAGAUUAUCAGGUUGCGAAAAGGGAAUGUGGUUUUCAAUUACAGAUACCAUAACAACAAAUUGCAAAGGACUGAAAUAACUGAAGACUUUUCUUGUCCAUUCUGCUUAGUAAAAUGUGCCAGUUUGAAGGGCCUGAGACUUCACUUGCCAGCAACCCAUGAUCUCUUCCAUUUUGAGUUUUGGGUAUCUGAAGAAUAUCAGGCUGUAAAUGUCUCCCUCAAGCCUGAGACAAUGAUCUCCGAGAUUAACGAGGACGUCCCUGACCCGAAGAAGGAAACAUUCUGUUUCUUUUCAAAGAAAGUCAGACGUAGGAGGCAAAAGAGUCAGGUACGGAGCUCAAAGCAAGGGCAGCAGCUUGGAUUAGGCUGCGAGGUGCUAGAUAAAACUGAUGAUGCAGAUUCUGUUAGAAGUGAGAAGAGCCAAAUGCCGCCGGUAAAGCAAUCGGAAAAAACCGUUGUUGCUGAGUCGCCUGGUCAAAAAGCUCCUCCUGUCACGAGUCCUGCAGAUGUGCAGUCUUGUGGUGAGCCAGAUAAUGUGCAGUCGGCAGCUGGAAGCACGAUGCUGCAGUUCGCAAAAACGAGGAAGCUAUCUAUAGAACGGUCGGACUUGAGGAACCGUAGCCUACUUCAGAAGAGACAGUUCUUCCAUUCUCAUCGAGCUCAGCCCAUGGCUCUAGAACAAGUACUGUCUGACCGAGAUAGUGAAGAUGAAGUUGAUGAUGAUGUGGCUGAUUUUGAAGAUAGAAGGGCAUUUGAAAACUUUACUUUCAUUCAGAUGCUUGAUGAUUUCGUUGAUGUGACUAAGAAUGAGAAGCAGAUGAUGCACAUGUGGAACUCGUUUGUGAGGAAGCAGAGAGUACUAGCAGAUGGUCACAUUCCAUGGGCAUGUGAGGCGUUCUCAAGAUUACAUGGACCCAUCAUGGUUCAAACACCGGACUUGUAUUGGUGCUGGAGAGUGUUUAUGGUGAAACUGUGGAACCAUGGCCUUCUUGACGCCCGAACCAUGAACAACUGUAAUGUCAUUCUCGAACAGCUGCUCAUUGAAGACCCAUAAAUUAUUGUUUUAAGCAGACGAAAAACAAAAAGUGUAAAACAUUGAAAGAAAAAUGAGAGAGAUGAUGAGUUUUGUUGGAACUCAUUUUUAACUUUUGGUCCUUAAUCCUCUUUCCCUUUCGGUGUUUUAAUUUACAUUUUUUUUAUUCAGGAGUUUUUAUUUUGCUUUACAGUUUACAUAAUAAAUUUGGUGAUAUUACUUUUGUCAGAAAGAUAUUUUACCAAUAUAUGGUAAUAACUAUUCA